Messenger RNA from Arabidopsis thaliana (thale cress), 1190 nucleotides. It is a transcript of the gene GATA19, whose product is annotated as GATA transcription factor 19. The coding region runs from base 338 to 973 and encodes 211 amino acids. The transcript has 2 exons. Gene Ontology annotation, molecular function: sequence-specific DNA binding; zinc ion binding. Gene Ontology annotation, cellular component: nucleus. The record is from RefSeq and is marked reviewed. Gene Ontology annotation, biological process: flower development; regulation of DNA-templated transcription. Lineage: Eukaryota; Viridiplantae; Streptophyta; Magnoliopsida; Brassicales; Brassicaceae.
UUCAUUGCAACAUCUUUGUAGACAAACUAAAGGAGCAAAUUCACAUGUAAAUCUAAAGAACAAAAGAAUAAAGCAUAGAUUAAUCAUACACACAUAAUAAGACCGGGACCAAAUUUUCCUCUUUUGCCAAGUUCCCAAAUUCUCUAUAAAUACUUCUUGUCUCCAUUUCACAACAGCAACGUGGACUCUUUCUUUGUUUUGGCUGACUCUUCUUUCACCGUUUCCUUAGAGAACUUAUUCAUCUCAUAAACACCACACACAACACACACUUCUCUUUCUCCUUCUCUCUAUAUAUUUUAAUAUCAACUUUCUAGGGUUUCCAAGUUCAUAUAUAGUGAUGGGUUUCUCAAUGUUCUUCUCCCCCGAAAACGACGUCAGCCAUCAUUCCUCUCCAUAUGCUUCUGUUGACUGCACUCUCUCACUUGGAACUCCCUCCACUCGCCUCUGCAACGAGGAUGAUGAACGUAGAUUCUCGUCUCAUACCUCCGACACCAUAGGCUGGGACUUCUUGAACGGUUCCAAGAAAGGCGGUGGAGGCGGCGGACAUAACCUCCUCGCUCGCCGUUGCGCCAACUGCGACACCACUUCUACUCCUCUUUGGAGAAACGGUCCAAGAGGUCCCAAGUCGUUGUGUAAUGCGUGUGGAAUCCGAUUCAAGAAAGAAGAGAGACGUGCAUCGACCGCCAGAAACUCGACCUCCGGCGGAGGAUCAACUGCAGCUGGAGUUCCAACUUUGGAUCAUCAAGCAAGUGCAAAUUAUUAUUAUAACAAUAAUAACCAAUAUGCUUCAUCGUCGCCUUGGCACCAUCAGCAUAAUACGCAGAGAGUUCCAUAUUACUCGCCGGCCAAUAACGAAUACUCAUACGUUGAUGAUGUCAGAGUUGUUGAUCAUGACGUCACAACCGACCCGUUCUUGUCUUGGAGGCUUAACGUCGCCGACCGGACCGGCCUUGUCCACGAUUUUACGAUGUGAUGAGUGAUCAUUUCAUAGAUAUUCCCCUUAUAAGUCUUAGCCUUGGAUACCUUUUAACAAAAAAGAAAAGUCUUAGCCUUCGUUAAAUUCUUUAUUUUACUUUCCUUUAAAUAUAAAUAUUUAAUGUCUUUUUUUGGUCUCUGUGUAAGUGUUUUUCUUAAAUUUAUAAUUCGUAUGAUGGAUGCUACUUGUGUUUUCCUUGCAUGACUUUUAAAAU